UUGAAGUUAAAUAUCAUUUGAAAUGCACAUGGUCUUUUCUAUAAUUCUAAACUCUGAUAAUGCAGUUUAUCAAUAUGAAGACAAUUGUUGGCAUGCAUGACUCAAGAAUAGAAUAAUUGUCAGGUUGUGUUUUAGCAUUGUAUCCUUUGUAAGGAUCCGUAGUAAAUGUGACCAUGAAAUUUAAUUUUUUUUAAUGAGGAUGAUAAUGUGUUUAUUUACCUUUCUGAAAUGGAACUGUCUGAUCUUUCAAUGAAAAUACUUCAUAGAUACUGAAAUCCCUUGGAAUGUAGAACUAUUAGCCCUGACAAUUUGGGCCCCUUCUUUAUGGGUUUGGGAAUAUGUGUGUAUAUGUUUUGUUUCCUCUGAACUUUCUAAUAGAACUUCCUGGGAAUUGAAUCUCUCCACCUGGAAUAUCAAGUUCUGCUGUCCUCAUUUCCAGUGAUGGUUUGCAAUGCAAAUUGUUGGGUUGGUAACACAUAGCACCAUAACCAUGGUAACCAAAUGAAGACAAGUUUGCUUUACUUCCUCAGCAAAGUACUUUCCAGCCCUGCAUUCAGACCUGAUGCUACUGCCAACAGUCAAGGGCAUUAAAGGAACAGCCAGAGGGUUCAUGGAAAUAAAAACACAACUGGACCCAUUGUAUUCAUUUCCCACACUCCUCCCCUUAGUCCAGAAUUUGUUACUAAAAACUUCUGCCAUUUCUAACUACUUUCUAACUGCUUUCUUGGAGGCAAGGGUAGAGAGAAUCACCAUGUAUCUUUAUCCCCAAUUUGACUAUAGAUUUUGGCAAGCAGACUAUCCUGGCUUUCUGUGUCUGACUUCGAAAUAGGAGCAGAUAGAAACCUGGUCACAGUUCUGUGGUCACAGGGACUUUUUUAGUGUUAGCAGCUGUGAUGCUCAAGGAGACAGGAAGGUGUCCAAAUAAAAACACUUUCUGAGAACAACUACAGCAAGCUACAAGGGCCACUUCUCUGCCGAAAUUCCUUUCCUCUGGUAUAGUAAUUCUUAUAAUUUGUUAGUUUGUUUCUCGCCUGUGGGGGAAGGGUAUUAGUCCUCUGUUCUCAUUUUCUCUCCAUUGGAAUGGAAGGGCAGCUGUGGCAUGUUCUGAAUCUUCUUUACCUGCAGGUAUGUGACCGGGUGCUUCCCAGGAAGAAAGACUAUUAGCAGUAAGUUUGCCGAAUUACUCCCUUACAAUGGCAGAGAGGUCACAUGGAUCCAGCAACUCCCCAGGAGGCCAAGAAAAGAGCAGGAGAGAGAUCCUGAGGUCCACCAAGAGGGCAUGGGCUUGCCUAGAUCAGCAGCUGCCACCUCGCUCUGAGGAGGAAAGCCAGGGUCUCACCAUCCCCCUGCUGGAAGAUACCAAACAAGCAAGUAUUCAGCAGUGGCUGGACUCUGGAUUCUUGGUCUCUGUAAAUGAAAACUUUCAGCAAGACAUCGACCACACUGUUUCUGUGCAUGAACAAGGGAUGGUGUGCAUGACCGUGACGGGCUACAUGAGAUCUCUGCAUCCGUUUUCAGAAACUCCCACCCUUUCUAGAGGGACCAGUUUCAACUCUUGCCAUUCUACUGCAAGUAUACCACAAAGCAUUCCUGAAUGGCUGGAAUUUUGGGAAAAAGAUCCAGUGGAGAUUCUCUUGGAUCUGGGGUUUGGUGCAGAUGAGCCAGACAUCUGCACUCAAAUCCCAGCCAGAUUUCUGGAUUGUGGCUCAGCAGCCAGAGGAAUCAACAACCAGGUUUUUCUUGAAGCUCAGAAGCAGCGAAUGGACAUUGAGAACCCGGACUUGUAUGGUCGUUUCCGACAACUAGAGAUCCUGGACCAUGUAGCCAAUGCCUUCUCAUCUUUGCUGAAUGAUGUUAACAUCCUGCAGAAUAAAGCUGAAGAGAAAUAUGGAGGGGGAAAUGUGCAAGGAACCUCAGUGAGUGAGGCCCAAGAACAUCGAAGAAGAACACGUGGACUUUUUAGGAGAGCUUCAAAGCAGAGUAUUGCGAAGGACUGCAGCUCAGAAGUGUCAGAGUCAUUGAAGAUAAGGGGCAAAUUUUCCAUUGCCUCUGCAAAAUCAGGAGAAUAUGGAGCAGAAUUAGCAGCUGUGACAAACAACCAUGACCAAAGUCAUUUGUGUCCUUCAGCAGAACACUCGUCUCUCCAAGCCUGUGAUGACUUGGUACCUUGUCAUUCUCCCCAAGCUCUUCUGGGCAAGCAAUGGCCUCACCCAUCCACGCUGGCCAAGAGGGCUCCUCCUUCCUAUAUGUCUGAGCGGUCAGUCAAGGACAGAACUCAGAAGGUGAACUCGAUCCAAGCUAACAAGCUCAAGAGCCUCUCUCAUCUUGCAGGCAAAGUACCAGACUCCUUUGAAAUGGAAGAGGUCCAGAGCUUUGAGGAAGAGACGGGUAAUCCUCUUGACAUGACUUCAGGAAUUGCAGGUGCCACAGUGAACAGAGAAAACAGCUGCCAGUCUGACAGCAGCGGGUUCCUGGAUGAACCACCAGAACCACUGCCCCUGCAGAUGCCUUCCUUGCCAAGCAGCCAGAGUCCUGCUGAGGAUGGCUGUAGACAGCCGAGGGAUCAGAGCCAGCAUGCAGUCUCACCCCAGGGCUGCCAACCAGAGUCAGAUGAGUCUGAUUACAAGGGUAUGGUGAGCACAUCCUUUCCAUAUCAAGGCUGGAGUCUCUUGGAAGAAAAGGCCUCGAUACAAAUGGCGGAGAAAGAGUCUCAGUUUGAGGACAUGGAGGAGCCACCACAGCCACUGACUCCGGACAGUGCCCUUCACAGGACCACCAGAGGGGGAGAGCCCUCGGGGAAAGGGAGCCACGUGAGGCAGCCCCCACCCAUGCCCCCAACUGAAUGUGAGACUGUGGUGGGCACAGUCACCUCCACAUGUGAUUGUCCUCUGAGGUUUAUGGCGACCCAUAUCGCAAAAAUGAAGGACGGGUUGCUGAAGCCUGAGGGGCCUGGGGAAACACAUGUGCAAAGCCACUGCUGCGAGUUCCAAAGAUCACCUGGAAUGGAACCUGCUCACAACAAGUUCCUCCAUGUUGACUCUGAGGCCCCAAACGAAGAAGAAGGCAGUAAAACUUAUUCUGACACCAACAGUAUCUUACCGAUGGGAGAAAGUCCACCACAGCACGAACCCAAGCCCAGUAACAUCGUGCCCUAUACAGUUGACCUCAUUCAAAUAUCCGAAAAGUCCAUUCCCCACCUAGGCAAACUGGCUGGAGAUACUCCCCAAGCAAAGCCAACAUUUAGUGCUUUGGGUCAAAUACCACCUAGGGCAGAAUCUGAGAUGGAAAACCUUCCUCCAAAUGCUGACUCAAACACUGUUAGCUCCAAGGCUGUGACCGUCCAGAUGUCCUCCAAUCUGGCAUCAGCUGCUCAGAAUGCUGUGGCUCUGGGGACUGAUUCUAAAGGAACAACUUUAGAAUGCACUCUGUGUGACCCUGUCCCCACAACAGAACCAGGACUGGAGACAGAAUCAAGGCAGUGCAGUGAUGUUUCCAUUCAGACCUAUAUACGUGAGCCUAGGCCCUGGCAUUGCUCUUUGGCCCCAAGUCUCACCAAAUCUGCCUCUCUAGACACAGGCUUCCCUCGUAUCUACCCAGCGGGCAUCAGCCAUGCCGUAUCCGCUCACUGCUGUGUCUGCUGUCAUCACUGUUCGCACUGCCACUCAGAGAGGCAGAGCCCCAACCCUGCGCCCUCAGCCUGUAGGCACUGCCCAUGCUUCCAUAAUCAUCUGGAGGCCCAGUUCAUGAAGACUUUGAACGUCCUUCAGGACACUACAGUGAGGGAGUUGUGUUCUUGCACAGUCAAGGAGAUGGAAGCCAUGAAGACGGUGUGCCAGUGUUUCCGGGAGCAUUUAGAGGAAAUUGAACGGCACCUUACAGGACAGCAGGCACUCUUUUACAGGGACAUGUCAGAGGAGGAAAGGGAAGAGGCAGAGCAACUGCAGACUCUACGCCAGGCCCUGCGGCAGCAGGUGGAGGAGCUGGAGUUUCAGUUAGGAGACCGGGCUCGGCAAAUCAAAGACGAGAUUCUAUUGUUUGAGCUUCUCACAGAGGAACAAUGGAAACACUAUACAAAUCUGCAUCACUGUAACUGGACAGAAGAAAACGAUGGCCAGACUUCGUGUGCUAAAAUCCACUCAGCCAUGGCCUCCCGGGUUGCCUUUCUUCUGGACGAAUACCAGCAGGUUCCCGGCUCAAGCGUGACCCAUACGGCUGCCUGUUCUCCACCCACCUGGAAGAGCAACACCAGGAUGUCUCCUCCAGCUCAGGCUGAGUCAGGUCCAGUCCCUUUGUCAAAUUGUCCUAUUGGAGAAAAGGAUACAAAUGACUUCCUCUAGAUCAGAGCCGUUUUGAUGACCUUCCUGCAAAACAUAAGAGCACAUUCUCACCAGACAAGGAAAUCUAAAUUUCCCCCCAAAAGGUGUCUAUCAAUUCUUCUUCAUCUAUUUUUGAAAACAUUCUACUCUGGGGGGCAGCUGGGGGGCUCAGUCGGUUAAGUGUCUGACUUUGGCUCAGGUCAUGAUCUUGGGGUUCAUGAGUUUUAGCCCAGCGUCGGUCUCUGUGCCGACAGCUCAGAGCCUGGAGCCUCCUUUGGAUUCUGUCUGUCUGUCUGUCUCUCUCUCUCUCUGACCCUCCCCUGCUCAUUCUCUGUUUUCUCUCAAAAAUGAAUGAACAUUAAAAAAAAAUUUUUUUUAAAUAUUCUACUCUGGGGAUGACUGGGUAGCUCAGUCAGUUAGGCCUCUGAGUCUUGAUCUCAGCUCAGGUCUUGAUCUCAGGGUCAUGAGUUCAAGCCCCGUAUUGGGGCAUGAAGCCUACUUAAAUAUACAUAUAUUCUACUGUUGUUGAACCCAGGAGAAACUCAAUAUUUCAAUAUUCAUUCAAUACAGAAUAAAUGAGCACCUACUGUGUUCCUGGCAGAGGGAAUACAUGGUAGCCAAGAUAUAUGUAUCUUGGUAGCCAAGAUGUUAGACAAAGAGAGAAAAUAACAAACGAGUAAGAUAAUUUCAAUAUUGACAAACGCCAUCGGAGAGGAUAGUGUGGGAACAACGUAGGGGGUGGUGUGGAAGAAAAGCAUAUGGCAUUCCUGAGGGUGACAAGGAAGACCUUGCUGACAGGAGGCUAUUUGACCAAGACCCAAAGAGUGAGGAAGAGGAAGCCAUGUGAAAUUCUGGGGAAAGAACCUUUAAAGCAGAAGGAAUGGGAACCUUAACGGCCCUGAGACAAAAACAGCCGGAGCCACUGAGCACACGAGUGAUGGGAGCACGGAGGGAGACGAAGUCCACGGGACCCAUUGUGCACCAGAGUCUGAGAGCAGAUCCUUCUUCCAUGUGGAAGCCAUUACAGGCUUUAAACAGGAUUGUCAUAUAGUCAGGGUUACAUCUAAAAAUCACGCGGACUGCCUGUGGAGAACACACCGCCGGGGACUUGCAGCUAGGCAGCACUUCCGGUCAUGACACCAUUGGUAUAAUCCCUGAGGUGAGAAAGUGUCAAGCUGCUUCCGUGCAGCUGGAGAGGUGUGUGAGGCCGCCAUCCCAGGGAAAUGCAGGAUGCAUUGGCAGGCUUGAAGUACUGAAGGAAUGCUAAGGAACAGGGAAUAAUCGAGGAAUGGAAUCGUCAGAAAAACCUCAUGGAAGAAGUAACCCCUUGAGAGAAGUUAUAAUUUGUACAAGACGGGCAAGUGGAGGUCACUUCCUAGCACAGAAACUAGGAGGCUAAUUCUUUUGAGACUACCCACUACCAGAAUGGGUUGCCUAGCCCUUCUCAUGCCUCAUCCUCCUUGCUUUUCAGAAACCUUUGGCUUCAGUAGACCUCUCCUACCCUCUGGACCAUCCCACAGUCUCUUCUUUCUCUCUCUCCACACCCACUUCCCCAAUAUACACACUCAGUCUGCAAACAUCUUUAGCUCCAGUUCCCGCCCUCUCUGGAAUUCCUAUCCAGCACUUUCUACUCUCUGUCAGAUAGUUUCACCCGGAAGACCUGCCUGUAUGUCUCACUCAGCAUCUAACACUUAUCCUGUUAUUUCCCGAAUCAGUUCAUCUUCCUGAUACUCUCUGUUGAUGGCAUCACUGUUCUCCUUGACAUGCAGACUCAGAACCACAAAUUCACGUUGUCGCCUCAUCCUCCUUCACUCUCUUCCCCCAGAAUCAAUGAACACAUCACUGCUGAGUUUACUGCCAUAAUGCCAUUCCCACAAGCCCCUUCAGAACCUGUUACCCGGUGAAGACCCAACAGAGGGGCCUCCUAACUGCCUCUAGCUUCCUUCCCUCGGAGCUAUACUGGCCUCUGCCAAAUUGGUCUCCCUCAUGCAUCACUUGGGUCAAAUUACACUGGCCCAGCAAGAACUUUUAGGAUAUCCUAGAGACUUAGAGAGAAGUCACAAGAUCAUACUUCCCAGAGCAGUCUUGCACCAAAAAAACUCUGUCUUUCCAUUAUUAUGCCCCUCUCCGUAUCUCCCGUUGCCUCAUUUCCCUUUAGUACAUCCCUGUUUGGGCUCCUACAUGAUGGUUCAGCUUCCAGCCCCAACUUGGCUCCUGUUAUAUUGCAUAUAUAUCCCCCUAAAUUGUCUUUUUCUAAAAUUGUUAAGCUUUUUCCUCUUUGUCUGGGUCAGACUCCAGGCUCCCUGGUUUAUCUUUAUUUCUCCAAUGUAGACUUUGGAAAGUUUGCUGUGGUUUCUGCCUGGAUAAUCAGCCAGAUGACUUCAGAUAUGAUGGAGGAGGAAAAGGAGACCUGUUGCCUUCAGAUGAAGGGUAGCAUAUGGAAACCCCAAGGAUCGCUAAACAUCUCAUGGCACUUCCUUACUUAGUCUCCUAACUUUCCAACAAAGAGCACAAACAGGGAACCAGGAUGUGGAGAGGCUGCUCAUCUCUCCAGAACCAUGACUGUCUUCAGCCCCCGAUGACCUGAUUGCCAAUGCUAUAUCUUCCAUAGCUCAUGCCCUUCCUCUCAUAGACAUGAGACCUCUGGAAACCCAGGCCACCUGGGGAUCUGUGGAUUACUGCUGGUGUCCACAGUGGUUCUCCAUCUUGAAUACCCUUUAAACUCACUGGGGAGCUUUAAAAAAUACUGACAUUGAAGCCCCACCCCAGAUCAAUUAAAUAAGAAUUCCCAGGGAUGGGAUCCAGGUAUCUACAAAUUUUUAAGGUUCUUCAGAUGAUUCUGAUUUGCAGUUAAAACUGAGAAUUGUUGUUCUAGACAGAGAGGCUACCUUACAAUUCAAUCUUUUCCUGCUGUUUUCUAAGGGCUCUUUGAUUUCCCCUUUUCCUUUCUAUACCACCCCUCUCUGCUAAAGAAGUCUUUCACAAUCCAUUUGGUUGCGACAGUCACUAAAUAACAAAAUUGGGAGAGAAAAGAAAGAAAAAAUGACAUGUGGACUUUAUUUCUGUUUUUACAGCAUUGACUUCUACCUUGCUCAUCAGUUUCAUCUUUAUUUAUAGAGAAGCAGUAAACAUGACUUUGUUCUGUUUUCCUUCCUUUCCCAAAAGUCCUAUUCCAAAUGUGAUGAAACAGAUUAAAUAUACAUAUUUGAUUAGGUAGGUCAGGGUAAGGAUUGUUUCCUCCAUCGAACACCUUCAUUCUCUUGCAGGAAACGUCUGUAUAAAGUAGCCAAUUACAAAAAGUAUGGAAAUUUCUUUUCAAUGUAUACAGUUGUUCCACCCAGAGGAUACAACGCAAACAUUCUAGGAAGGUGAGCAAUUAGGCAAUUUUCCUUUACAAUGUAAACAUUAAAAGUAAAUGUAAGGCUGGGUGUUUGAAUAUUAUUUAUAGCACCCGAAGAUACGAAGCAAGUCUCUCAAGGAUAGAAUCCACAACAAGUGCUCAAGUAACUCAAAAACCCUGACCUUAUGAUGUCACCUGUCUUUCAUUCUUCCACCUUCUCCAUAAAUAAACUUCAAAAAUUCAUGUGUAUAAGUACCGUGCGCUAACUGAAUGCACCACUGGAGCACUGGCUGUUGUAUGGAAACCAAUUUGACAAUAAAUUUCAUAUUUAAAAAAAUAAAUAAACGUUAAAAACAACAAGCAAAUUCAUGUGCAUAUCAUGGUAUUUAUAGCUGCUACAGUGCUUCACUCUGGUAUCAAUUUGCUCGACUUAAUACAUCAUAAAACAUUGUGGGUAUGGACAGGAUGUCAAAGUGUUUUCUGGAGUUACCCGGCAAAGAAAAUGCCUUCCACCUCGAAUCUUCGGGCAUACCUUGCUGGCCUAUGUCUUUAUUUCAGUGUGAUACACGAUGUCCCAUGCCAAGCCCUUACAUUACAAUCUCUUGUUCUCAAAAGUGGGUUCACAGCAAAACUGCUCAUUAGGCUUGGAAAACAUUUUUUUUUUCCUGAGAACCUAGCUUAAAGCUAAAUAAGAUUCCACUUUGGAGUCCAGAUGUAUUUUGACAAAUUUCAGACAUGCUUUUGUCUUGAGUUGAUUCCACAGAAAACAGAUGGAAAUUAAGAUUUGGUGGUUAUUAGCUGAUAUGAUCAAAGCGGAUAAAAUGGACUGACCAUGCAGGACGCCAUUUGUUUAUACAAAACUAGGAGUCUUUUGCGUGUGACAAACUUGAUCUCAUUUGAGUCUCACAGCGCUGAGGGGAGUAUUCCCCAUUUGAACAGUGAGGGAGUGAAGCUAUGGAGAGAUGGACCUACACACUGAGUCUUCUGCUUUAUCAUUAGUAGACAAUGGCAUGCUGGAGUUAGGGACUCAAGCUCUGGAGUUACAUCCAGGGUUUCAAGCUUACAUCCGACUCCACUACUUAUUUCUGUGUCAGGUAAACUACUGUAACCCCCUAAGCCGCAGUGUCACCAUCUAUAAAUUACCAGAAUUAAUGCAUACAUUAAUGCCCUUUAGAACAAGCCUGGAACAUGGUUCAGUAUGAUUCCAUACUGAGUCUGGCUCGGUAUGAUUAGGAUCCUGUUGAUAAUAAUGAGAAUAGAAGCAACUUUUUAAUAUCUACUCCAUGCAAGGUACUGGGCUAGAUAUUGUGUGUGUAUUUUCACUCAUCUUUACAACAAUCCUGAAAGAGGAGAAUGAACACAAGCUCACACACACACACACACACACACACACACACAUAUACUCAAGAAGGUUGUAAAUUGUCUAAGUUCCGGCAACUGGUAAGAGAUUGAGUUGACUCUCUGAUUCCCUGCUUUGCCAGUGAUUCCCCUUUGUGGCUUUGCCAAGGCUUGGGGCUUAUGUGGAGCUCACUGAUGGAUCCAAAUCAGCCAGAGUAGCCCUGCUUUUAACUACAUUUCAUAUUGGGUUUUAAUAGAGAUUUUCCUUUAAAAAAAAAAAAUCUCGUUACUACAGAAAAGUUUGAAAAGUACUGUACUAUGCUAAUCACCCAUGACUCAUACGGUCAGAUACAGGUUCUGAGUUGCUUUCAUACAGGGAAAUGACUGCCACCACACAGGAACCCUCAAGAACCUACCAUCCAAAAACUCUUAGCUUACUGCCACUUGCCCCACUGCCAGGAAUAAGGGCAAGAGGUCCUUUGCAGUCUCUGAAUGAUUUUCUGGGGAGUCUUUUUGUUCUGUCAUCAAGUCCCAAGAUCCUGAAUUCUCUUUCUUUGAAUGUUGACUGUAUUCAAGUUGACUAUAUUCAGGAAAACCCAGAUCACAUAUUUAAGAAACAGAGGAGAUCGUUGCAAAAAUAUUUAUAGGAACUUAAAAACAUAGCAAACUCUUGCAGCACCUGGGUGACUCAGUUGGCUAAGUGUCUGACGUAGGCUCAGGUCAUGAUCUCAAGGUUCGUGGGUUCAAACCCCACGUCAGGCUCUGUGCUGACAGCUCAGAGCCUGGACUCUGCUUCGGAUUCUGUGUCUCCCUCUCUUUCUGCCCCUCCCCUGCUCGCUCUCUCUCUCUUUCUCAGAAAUAAAUAAACAUUAAGAAAAAAAUUUUAAGAAACAUAGCACGCUUUUUAAUUUUGAAACCCAAGUCAGGGUUGGAGUCAUUUCAUUUCAUUUCAUUGGCAAAAAAGGAAAAGGUAAAACCAUACUACCAGAUUAUUUUCAAAUUUAGAAAUUGGCAAGAAAACAAUUUAACCUCUUCUAUAUCAAAGGACUGGAGUUGCUUCCCUGUAUUCAUUCUAUCCAGAUUCUAUUUCUGUAUUCAAGGCCAAAGCUUUGAAUAGAGAAGACUGGCUUGAGAAACAAUAUUGGUAACUCAAGUCACAUAUUUUCCUUGGUUUUGUUAUGCAUGAGUGAAGACCCAGGUUGCAAGGUGGAGACAAAAAAGAUAAAACCUUGAAGAUUGCUUCAAACCACAGCAUAUGCAUAGGCUAUGUAGUUUUGUCUAGGAAAGUACUUUUUUUUUGGUCCACAGGUAAACAUUUCCCACAAAAGUAUCCCAUUAGAUUUCAUUUAACAGAUUUUCCCUUAUAUGUGGAUUUUUGUCCACAGGACCAGAGUUAUUUUGUCUUCAAAAGGAAUAAUUCUGUUGAGAAAAAAAGAAGAUAGAAGACUUUCUCAUUAUGUGAAAACCUGGUCUAUUUUCUUUGGGUUUUUUCUUUGUUGAGAAAGUAAUCAGUUUCUGUGGCAUAACACUAGUCAAAUAAAAUGGGACAUUUGUGCAGAGGUUAAAGAUUAAAAGUAGCUUCCCUUUGAGAAGAAAAGCUUCAGAGUGUUUUAUUGUGGGUUGGUGGGUUGCAUAUCUAAUUUCAAAUUAUAAUUAAAAUAACAACAGCCAUACUUUGCAGGGAUUGUGGGUUAUUAAAAAUGAUGUCAAAUUACCUUUUUUGAAACUUGAGAGAAUAUGAACAGAAGCCAAAAUACAGAUGGCAUCUUUCUCUAACCAAACUCAGUCUCUAAUAGUCUAAUUUUAAAACAUUAGUUGGCCAGAGGCUUAGUAUGGGAUGUGCCCUCUCUGAAUCUGCCCUCAGUUAAGUAAAGGAAGAGCCCUCUGCAUCGAAGGUGGUUUCUUAUUUGAAUCCUUUUGGGGACUUUUCCCUUUGGGGGUACUUUAAGAGCUCAGGAAAAUGGAAAGGAAAAUGGAAGGGAAAGACAACAAUUCCUAAAUUACACCUACAUUUUCUUUAUUCCCAUUAUCCUUCAAUAAUUGCUUAUUUGUUGAUGACAAUGUACGUGAGUCACAGGACAUCUGCAUUUUUCUUUUUUAAAAUGUAAAGUAUUGGGGGCUAUUUUACAAGUGUGUAGUUUAGAAGAAUUAAGAAACAUAAUAGGUAUCCACAUAGUAGGUACCCUACAUGGACUCCAUCCUUAUCCAAAGUCUACAUGGCACUUAAUUGUUCACAUUCCCACCUUCCCCUGGACUUCAGAGUAAGUCUCUUUAAAAAAAAAUUUUUUAAUGUUUGUUUU
Messenger RNA from Acinonyx jubatus (cheetah), 11294 nucleotides. It is a transcript of the gene ITPRID1, whose product is annotated as ITPR interacting domain containing 1. The record is from RefSeq and is a predicted model, not a curated record. The coding region runs from base 1194 to 4337 and encodes 1047 amino acids. Gene Ontology annotation, molecular function: signaling receptor binding. NCBI's taxonomy places the organism in Eukaryota, Metazoa, Chordata, Mammalia, Carnivora, Felidae. The transcript is spliced from 14 exons.